Pungitius pungitius (ninespine stickleback) is the source of this 3762-nucleotide messenger RNA. RefSeq names its product follistatin a (gene fsta). Lineage: Eukaryota; Metazoa; Chordata; Actinopteri; Perciformes; Gasterosteidae. The coding region runs from base 154 to 1125 and encodes 323 amino acids. Gene Ontology annotation, molecular function: protein binding. The transcript has 5 exons. The record is from RefSeq and is a predicted model, not a curated record. Gene Ontology annotation, biological process: multicellular organism development; cell differentiation.
CCGCCCACCAGAGACAGUCAACCCGAGACCCCUUAUAGAUUUAAAAAGAGAGGCUGCAUUCUCAGACUGACACUUAUUCAACACUGCCACCUUAAGCAGAUUACUUUUUUGCGCUGCCUGUUUCAAAUACGUAGCUCACUUCGCCUCUCCAUCAUGUCCAGGAUGCUGAAACACCACCUUCACCCGGGCUUUUUUCUUUUGUUCAUAUGGCUUUGUCACCUUAUGGAACAUCAAAAAGUGCAAGCCGGGAACUGCUGGCUGCAGCAGGGGAAGAAUGGGAGGUGCCAGGUGCUCUACAUGCCCGGGAUGAGCAGGGAGGAGUGCUGUCGCAGCGGAAGGCUGGGGACAUCCUGGACCGAAGAGGACGUCCCCAACAGCACGCUCUUUAGGUGGAUGAUCUUCAAUGGCGGAGCUCCCAAUUGCAUACCUUGCAAAGGUGGAGAAUCCUGCGAUAACGUGGACUGCGGACCCGGGAAGAGGUGCAAGAUGAACAGAAGGAGCAAGCCCCGCUGCGUGUGCGCACCGGACUGCACCAACAUCACCUGGAAAGGACCGGUCUGCGGCUCCGACGGAAAGACCUACAAAGACGAAUGCGCACUGCUCAAAGCGAAAUGCAAAGGCCAGCCGGACCUGGACGUGCAGUACCAGGGAAAGUGCAAGAAAACGUGCCGCGACGUCUUGUGCCCCGGCACCUCCACGUGCGUCGUGGACCAGACGAACAACGCGUACUGCGUAACGUGUAAUCGGAUUUGCCCCGAGGUGACGUCGCCAGAGCAGUACCUGUGCGGAAACGACGGGAUCGUGUACGCCAGCGCGUGCCACCUGAGACGAGCGACCUGUCUCCUUGGCCGGUCCAUCGGAGUGGCGUACGAAGGGAAAUGCAUCAAGGCCAAGUCGUGUGAGGACAUCCAGUGCAGCGCGGGCAAAAAGUGCCUGUGGGACGCUCGGAUGAGCCGGGGCCGCUGCUCGAUGUGCGGGGAGACGUGUCCGGAGAGCAGGACGGACGAGGCGGUGUGCGCCAGCGACAACACCACGUAUCCCAGCGAGUGUGCCAUGAAGCAGGCAGCUUGCUCUCUGGGGGCGCUGCUGGAGGCCAAGCACUCGGGAUCUUGCAACUGUAAGUAGAUGAUAAAAGCAACAGAAAAAUACAUGAAAGAAAAGGAACACACAAAAAAAACAGCCUUCUUCCCACUUCGAACAAAAAGACAAUAUCCCAUGUUGCUUAGCCAUCAAAACAACACCCCCAGCCUCCUAAGUGUGUGCCCCCUCCAGAAGAGGAUUUGGGAAGAGAAGAACUUGCAUGAUGUUGUCUUUGUUGCUGGCUUUGGUUCUUUUUUUAAACCUUUUUUUUCUGCAAAAGAUAGUGUUCAUAUCUUUACAGAUCUUAAAUCCAUGGUCCCGUUUGCUCAUCUCUUGGGCAACGGUGUAUUUGUGUUUUCUGUGUUAUUUUUAUCCCCUUUGAUUGCUUUCGGCUGUAAUCAAUCGUAUUCCAACAGCACCGCCUCUAGUGACAUUCACCACACUGACACCGACAUGUCAGUAAGAACAGAGCGCUUUUUAAUACACUCGUACGAUGUGCAUGAGGUGAUUGUAACCUUGGUGGUUAGCGACCAAGACGAUGGAUUUGAACUUAACUGGAGAAGCAGAGCAAGCGAGUAGGAGAGUGUCCCCUUGUUAGUUUCCUCUCUUUCUCCCCGACUGAGUACCUUAAUGUGAUGUGCCUGAGUAAAGCAAUGGAAUCCCAGGGACCAACUUUAGGAUCACCUCAUGAGCGAAAUAUAAAGGUGAUACUUUUACAUGAGCUCGUCAAACACACACCCUUCUCCUCAUCUCAUCUCAUCCUUACAAAAAGACACUCACCAGGUAAUUUUCCUAUGGUGGUACGGUUUCCAGUGAAUGUAUUGUCUACCUGAGUAUGUAUAAGAAAUUACAAAUCUAUUUGGAUUGAAAGGGACUGCCUGAUUUGUUUCUGUUUUUUGUGGAUUGUCAUUUGCUCUCGCUUUUGUGCUUUUUCAUUUUUCUUUUUUUGUGUCCGAUGUAAAUCUCUUCUGUAAAAAGAAAGAAAAUACCUCAGAACUGUGUUGCUGACCUCUGACCUGCUCGCUAAGGCCAGGCAUUGACACAGAGUCCUCCCUCCCUGUACGUUUGAGCCAGACUGUAACAAUCAGAGCAAAGAAAUAGCAAAUCCGAGAACACAACAGCACCUUUUUUUUUUCUGUGUGUGACGUGUGAGUCUGCUUUCAGGGAAUCAUGCCCAAAACAGACUUCAGCCACUGGAACCCAUUCAAUGCCGCCUAGCCCACCCUGUGACUCCCUCGCAGCCCCCUCCCCUCCACAGCCUCCCUUGCACCCUUCUUUUCCAUCGCCCCAUUGUUUUCUCUCGUUGCAGCCCUGACUUGUUACAUCAUUUGAGUGGAAGUUUUAAGAUUCAGGAUGCCACCGUCUUUGUUGAUGCCAAGUCAAAGAGACCCUUCCUCACCCUCUUUACAAAACACACACACUGACACAAACGCAUACAAAGAAACAAAAGGGGGGGCUGUGUGAAAAAUAACAUUCAGUGAUUUUCUGCGCUGUCGUGGUCCAUAUUCAUAUAUCAGCUACCAUAUAUUCUCCCAUAUAGCCAUUACAGAAGACCAGGAGGAGGAUGAGGAUGAUGAGGACUCAGACUACAUGGCCUAUGUCCAUUUAUCUUCUAUACUGGAUGGAUAGGCCCCCGUCACUAGGGGAACAGUCCUAGGGCAAGGGAUCAUGUCCGUACUGUACAUUAUGUGUAUGCUUAUUUAUUUUUUAAAGAAAAAGGAAGUAUACAUAUAGCUCAGUCUUCUAGAUGUUUAUUUAUACUUUUUUGUGUGUGUUUUAUAAUUUAUACAUUUACAAUGUCAGGCUUACUAUCUACCAUGAUAUAUUGUGUGACCACUCAUUUCCCCUGUUUGUUGUUGUCUAUUUUUACUUUCUUUUCUUUCUUUUUUUUUAUCAUGAAGAAAUAUAUUUGUCCAAAGAGAAGCAGUGUUAUUUAUUUGUCAUGUUACCAUGUAAGUAUAAGUCCUCUAUAAGCUGUAAAUUGCCUUCCCUGAAGCUGUAAAAAAUCUGCUUAUUCCUGUCAAAUCUCUAUCACAGAUGUUUAUGUCACACAUACGUAAAUGCAUGUUUAGGCUAUGUGUUUAUUUAUUGGGAAUAUAUCAAUCCUUUUAUGUACAGAAGUGUUUCUGAUUUAUUUACAACUCAUAAGAACUGACCAAAGGGUUAUCUCAAUGGUUUGGCAUAAAAUGAGCAUUGUAAAGAUUGCAACACAGCAGUGAGGAAAUGGAAGAGAAAAAACGAGCCAUUUGUAUUUCUUUUCUCAUUUCAGCCCCUCAGAUUUGUUUCCACUUGGAGACAAAAAACAUGAACCAUUAAUCAAUAGCAUCUAUUUUGUCUGACCACAUUAGAGCAGAGGUGAGUUUUGGACAAUACUUGAUCAUUUUGGAAACAAUGUGCCAUUAACAUUCUUGUGCUGUCUUCUUGCCAAUGUGCUCCAUUUUGCUCCCACAGAGCUAAAAUAGGACUAAUACUGCAGUACUCUUGCUAUAUCAGACUUUCUUUUUGUCUUUCUAAGUUUUUUUGCAGAAUGCAUUUUUAUUUUCAAACAUCACAAGAGAAAUACAAAAUUCUGUUAUGAAUAUAUAGUUUUGUAUUUUUUAUGUAAAUGUCAUAUGUACAUACAAAGUUUGAUGGUAUUUGUACAGAUAUGAAGAGUGAAACAAUAAAAAAAAAAUCCUUACA